GAGGGCUAAAGAUUCAAAACUAAUAUAUAAAUAAGGCAAUCAAAUAACUAGCAGCAAAAUCCAGGGACGCAGAUACAAUUAACUUCUGCUGCGGUAUUUAAUCUUCUCUUCUUGAGAACGAAGGAAGCUGAUUUAACUGUUGGGUUGGUUACAUAUAAAAAUCCAUGAGCCUGUUCUACCUUAUUACCUUAUUCAUUUCUUAAUGUGAUGCUGAAGCUAACUUUGAGGACUUAGCGUUUUCACCAAAGCAUUUUAGAUUCUCCUCCACGUUUUAGCAUCUGGGGAUUGUUCGAACUGCGUAAGAGGUCCAUUGAUCUGCAACACUAUAUGGAGUUUUCAUCUUAGCAUAUACUGGAAGCACCUAAUCAGACAGUUUCUCAAUAUUUUCAAUUUUGGGGAUUCACCAUACAACAGUUUUAUAAUGUCGUUGUUGUCAAAGUUGCGGUGCAUCACAGUGGAUGUUACUGGUACAUUGAUAGCUUACAAGGGGGAGCUUGGUGACUACUAUUGCAUGGCAGCCAAAUCUGUAGGGCAGCCAUGCCCUGACUACAAAAGGAUGCAUGAGGGCUUCAAACUUGCUUAUAAAGAAAUGGCCAGCAAUUAUCCAUGUUUUGGGCAUGCUGCCAAAAUGCCCAACAUUGUAUGGUGGAAAACUUGCGUCAGAGAUUCCUUCAUCAGAGCUGGAUAUCAUUAUGAUGAGGAGACAUUUGAGAAAGUGUUUCGGCGCAUAUAUGCAUCCUUUGGUUCUGCUGCUCCUUAUAGCAUUUUUCCUGAUUCCCAACCAUUUAUGAGAUGGGUCCGAGAACAAGGUCUUAAAGUUGGACUUGUUAGCAAUGCAGAAUACCGGUAUCAGGAAGUCAUUCUUCCGGCUUUGGGUUUAAAUCAGGGAUCUGAAUGGGACUUCGGUGUGUUCUCUGGUAUCGAAGGUGUGGAGAAACCAGACCCCAGGAUUUAUGAGAUUGCGCUCAAGAGGGCUGGGAACAUAAAACCAGAAGAGGUUCUGCACAUAGGGGACAGCAUGCGCAAAGACUAUGUGCCAGCAACAAGUAUUGGGAUGCAUGGACUGUUACUGGAUAGGUUUAAGACAUCUGAUGCUGAGGAAUGGAGGAAAUCUGGUGCAGUUGUGCUUCCCGACUUGGAAGCAGCAAAAGAAUGGAUUACUUCAGAGAAGUCAGCAGGCUGAGGGGCAUUUUUUUUUCUUCCCGGAAAUGCGUUGUAAUUUAACUCCCUUUGAUCAAUGGAACUUUGUUUACUACAACUUGACAGCAGUUCUGUUUCUCUCCUAUUUCUUAACUUACUCUUCACUUUCUGGUCUUUGAUUGGGGAUUUGGGGUAGGAAAUGAAUCCAGCCCAGAACAUGAUUCAUUAUAGAAGAUAUGUUCUGAGGUUCCUAUAAAGAGAUUUAGCCUUCUG
Molecule: messenger RNA, 1413 nt
Organism: Fragaria vesca subsp. vesca
Lineage: Eukaryota; Viridiplantae; Streptophyta; Magnoliopsida; Rosales; Rosaceae
Product: haloacid dehalogenase-like hydrolase domain-containing protein 3-like
Exons: 4
Coding region: 422-1183 (253 amino acids)
Source: RefSeq, a predicted model, not a curated record